AUGGGAAACAUUUGUCGGUAAAAUCCAAUAAAUGAUAAAAACGAUCUAGAGGUUACUUCAUCCUAACCUCCUCCUAUUUAAUAGAUGCCACCUUCUAAACCAGAGGAAGUUAAAACCUAAGCAGUUGAAAAAUAAGAGGAGCCUGCUCAAUCAAUUGAUUAAGCAAAAUAAGAGAACGAAGUAUAUUUUCUGAUUCAAUAUUUCAUAGCCCAAAAGAAAAGAGCAAAAGAAGAUGGCAAAAAUAGCUGCAGUUAUUGAUCAAGAAGUUAUAUAUGAGAAUGUUCAAAAAUAAGAAAAAGUAAAAAGUCCAUUUGAUUACCAAUUGCUUUUGAAUGCUUUUGGAAAUAGCUUUAUUUUUGGGUAAUUACAACCAGAAGACAAGUAUUAAUUCUAUUUUUAGUAGAUAAGAGUGA
Paramecium primaurelia is the source of this 413-nucleotide messenger RNA. NCBI's taxonomy places the organism in Eukaryota, Ciliophora, Oligohymenophorea, Peniculida, Parameciidae. The record is from the annotation of a GenBank genome assembly.